Messenger RNA from Linnemannia hyalina, 2043 nucleotides. The record is from the annotation of a GenBank genome assembly. Lineage: Eukaryota; Fungi; Mortierellomycota; Mortierellomycetes; Mortierellales; Mortierellaceae.
AUGUUACCGUGGUACCGCAGCAUGCAUCUGAGCAAGCCUGCUCCCUCACAGAUCCGACCAUUCGAGCAGAGGGAGCCAACAGAGGCUGAGGUUCGGUCAGCUCAGUCCUCUUCGCAGUCGCUCCAGGAUAAUAGCAGCGGUCGACCAUCAAAGCGGAGACGUGGAGAGCAAUAUGGCCCUAUGUCACCAUUGUCAUCGCCCAGUCGCACAUCACAGUCUGAUCGCCUCGCAUUGUCGACCCGCAGAACCUCGGCUGCUCUUGCGCUUUUGAACAGCAGCGGCACUCGUCACGAUGGGCCUCAGCCAAAGGUGUUGCUCUUGGAUUCGGACUUGUGGGCACAAUUCGAUGAGCACCAAAAUGAGAUGAUCAUAACAACGUCUGGACGCUGCCUCUUCCCUAGCCUCCGCUUCAACGUCUUCAACCUCAAUCCCGAUGCGUAUUAUUCAUUCUGCCUCGAAUUUGAGAUGCUCACUCCAAACCGAUUCCGGUUCAGCAAUGGCGCAUGGAAGGCAGUCAGGUCUCCCAAAAACAUCGACGAUUCCUCUACCGCCAUCGCCACCGCCGCAUCAGACCACAAGGGCGAGACGUACACACACCCAGACCAACUCAAGCUCGGCAGCCAUUGGAUGGCCAACCCGAUCUCGUUCGCCAAGGCUAAACUCGCCAACAAGGCCAAGUCUCAACCGACAGUCGCCAAGAAAGCUCUCAAGCUCAAUUCUAUCUCUACCAGCUCCUCCAAACGCAAGGCCGACUCUACUAGCGCAACCAACAGCAACGACGGUCCUGGAAGGUCACACUCUCAGCCCCUCGGAGACAGCCAUAAUGACACCAACGUGUUUCACAUGGAAUCAUUCCACAAGUACCGCCCCAGGGUCGUAUUGACAGAGCUGGCAAAGGACUCCAACGAAAUCCUCAGCACGACCGCCUACACAUUCGACCUGGCAACUUACAUGGCAGUAACAAGAUACGAAAACGAGAACGUGAAUGACUUGAAAAAGUCGUUCAACCCUCACGCCAGAGCCUUCCGUGAAACCGUCGGAAAGAUCCCCGCUAGAGGAUUCCAUCGCCCUCAAGAAUUGCAGAAGCACUCCUCUCUGGUCAACCCCAACUCGAGACUCAGCAAGCGCGCCCGUCCGACUUCGCGACCAAAGGAUACUGGCAGUGACUCUGAAGACGUCACAGAUCUCGAUUAUGACCUCUACGAGGAGGAGGAGGUGGACAUAAAUGCAGAUGUGAGCGAUUUGGAAGCAAUGUGUUCGGUUGAUGUCGCUAUGACAGGAAUACUCAAAAACGACGCCCGUCCCACCUGCCGACUGGGCAAGGACAAUAGUGCACUCGUCACCAUAUCUCUCGGCAAGGACGCUAAGCAAGUCGCCAAGGUUUCGAAACAAACGACACAACAGCACUAUGCCCAGCAUCGUCAAGUCUCACAGCACGGAGGCGAGAUCGACAUCCUCCGACCCCACUCACACUUUACCCCCAAAGGCGUCUUUUCGAUGGGUCAGCAGUUCUUCUCAGCGCAGAACACUUCCGGCAGCAGCUUCGCGCAAUUGGCGCAUUUCCAUGGAGCAAAGCAGCAGCAGCAGUAUCGACAGCGAGAGCCACAGCACCAGUCUCAGUGGACUCCCAGUGGUGGCAGCGGUAGCCAGUACAACAGCUGGAGGGGCGAGCAGCAGAAGAAUGCAUUCUCUCAACCCCUUUUUUUCGAGAAAGCUUCCAACACCAGACAGGAUCGAGGCCAUGCACACCUCAGCGACGCCAACCACACCCCUACAAUGACCAUUCCCCUCUCACCACACAUUUCUUCAGUGCCUAACUGGGACGAUCAGGCCCACUAUGACGACGACUACAACGGGCAAAACGGUUCUGAUGGCGAUCUCUAUAAUGGCAGCAUCACUGGGACUGUUGAAGCAGAACAGCAAGUGCACUUGGAUCGUAUCCUCUUUGAAAACGAAUGCCUCAAGGCCUUUGUCCGAGAACGCUAUGGUACUGAGGCUGAGUCCGAGAUGACAGCCUUUCUGGCCAUAGACCAACAACAGUGA